This is a messenger RNA of Solanum stenotomum, 1896 nucleotides long. Its product is annotated as BEL1-like homeodomain protein 11. The transcript is spliced from 5 exons. Gene Ontology annotation, molecular function: DNA-binding transcription factor activity, RNA polymerase II-specific; RNA polymerase II cis-regulatory region sequence-specific DNA binding. The coding region runs from base 310 to 1572 and encodes 420 amino acids. Gene Ontology annotation, biological process: regulation of transcription by RNA polymerase II. The record is from RefSeq and is a predicted model, not a curated record. Lineage: Eukaryota; Viridiplantae; Streptophyta; Magnoliopsida; Solanales; Solanaceae.
CUUGUGUUUUUUUUUUCUAUCGGUCGUCUCAAUUUAAGUGUCUUACUCUCACUGACUCUUGUUUAUCAAGUCGAUAACAAGAUUCAAAAGUUUAUCUUUAUUUCUUAAACUUCGUGCUCAAUUAAACUAAGACACUUAAAUUGAGACAGAGGGAAUAUAUAAUACAACUAUAUACAAGUACUUAAAAGGACUUUCUCAUGUUAGUUGUUCCCCCUUUUUAGCCCCUUCUUGUUUGAAUACUUUGCAAUGCAUAGGUUCCUAGUGUUCAACAUUUCUUGAUCAUUAAUUUUUGUGAACUCUAUAGCUAAAAUGGUUUCAGAAGACUCACCCCCACCUUCACACUCAAGCAUUUUACAUCAAUUUAUAAACUCAGACUCCAUCAUGACUAGUCAAAUUGGUAGCCAACAUUUUGACAUGUAUCAAUCUGAUACUACUACUGCCUAUCAGCCUCAUGGUGGACUUUCUAGAUCCAUAGAGUUUGUUAAUCAUCCUGAUUUUACUACUGAUUCUCAUGAUGUUAACCAUAGUAGACAUUUGAUGGAUCUUCUUGGAGCUUCACAUGAUGCUAAUACUAACCAACAAGCACAAAGACUCUCACUUUCUUUAGGUUCACAUUCACUUGUUUCAAGUUUUACUAAUCCUAGUUACAUGAACCAAGAAAUUGACCAAAGGAACAAUGAGUAUUCUUUCUCUGCAGCUGCAAUGAAUCAAUCUUUUUCGAAUGUUUGUGGAACUGAAUCUUUUGUUUCUGCUAUUGGUAACUCAAAGUACUUGAAACCAACUCGGUCUCUGUUGGAGGAAUUGGUUUGUAUUGGUGGCAAGACUAUUGAUUCAAGUAAUGAGAAGUUUAUUAGGCGAUUAUCGCGUAAUAGCAAGAAAGGAUCUUUAAGCCUUCGCGCUAUGUUGAAAGGAGAAAUCCCACCAAGCAAUGAAUUGUUCAAUGAACUUUAUGUUAAAAUCAUGAAGCUCAUAGUCUUGUUGGAAGAGGUGGAAAGGAGAUAUGAGCAAUAUUAUCAACAUAUGGAAGAAGUUACUUCAACAUUUGAGGUAAUAGCAGGAUUUGGAGCAGGGAAAGCUUACACAGCACUUGCACUUCAAGCAAUGUCUAGACAUUUUUGCUGCUUAAGAGAUGCCAUCAUAUCUCAAAUUAAUGUCAUUAGACAAAAAAUGCUACGAGACGUGCCGAAAAUUAGCAGUGGCUUGUCACAUUUGAGUCUUUUUGAGAAAGAAACUAUGCAGAACAGAAUAUCUCUUCAGCAACUUGGAAUCAUUCAAGGUAAUCGACAAGCUUGGCGACCAAUUAGAGGAUUGCCAGAGACAUCAGUGGCAAUUCUUCGUUCUUGGCUAUUCGAACACUUUCUCCAUCCAUAUCCAAAUGACUCUGAAAAGCUUAUGUUAUCAUCUCAAACAGGCUUAUCAAAAAAUCAGGUUUCCAACUGGUUUAUUAACGCGCGAGUUAGGCUAUGGAAGCCCAUGAUUGAGGAAAUGUAUAAGGAAGAAUUUGCAGAAUCUUCAGUUGAAUCAGAUAAUUUGUUGAACAGAGAAGGUGUUACUGAUUCCGCAGAAGAAUGAAGGGUUGAAGUGAGAAGAAUGAGGAAAUAUAUUUUAUUUGAUGUAAUAAUACUAUGGUUUUACAGAGUUGGAAUUAAUUGAAGGACUGGAGUGUGGGAGAAAAGUUGAAGAAGUACAAGGUGGGUGGCAAUUGGAAACAUGUUAGAAACACAAAAAAAUGUAGCCUGAUAUGGAAGGCAUUUAUUGUACUUUUUAGUACUUGAUGAUGUUAAGAAAUAGUAGUAGUAUAGUAAUAGUUUCUGAAAAUUGUAAUGCUUUUCACUAUAUUGUCUCAAAUUUUUAUGUUUAGUAUUAUAUAUAUAUAGGCUUUAUGUGGUAGCCUUA